This is a messenger RNA of Hyphopichia burtonii NRRL Y-1933, 1017 nucleotides long. RefSeq lists its product as uncharacterized. The transcript has a single exon. The coding region runs from base 1 to 1017 and encodes 338 amino acids. The record is from RefSeq and is a predicted model, not a curated record. NCBI's taxonomy places the organism in Eukaryota, Fungi, Ascomycota, Pichiomycetes, Serinales, Debaryomycetaceae.
AUGGAGCCGGUGACCGUAUCGUUAAAGGAGUUGACCAAGGGGGUCCGUGAUGAGGUAUUGGACCAGGCGUUUGGGCCAGAUUCCUUGGGGAUCAUUGUGAUUAAAGAUUUACCCAAAGAAUUUGAAAAAUUGAGACUUGAGGUAUUACAACUGGCUUCGAUAUUAGCAAAUCUACCAGAGGAUGAACUAAAGCAGUUGGAAUCAGAAGAGUCGAUGUGGCUAACUGGGUGGUCAUGCGGGAAGGAGAUCUUGAGCCAACUGGGGAAGCCCGAUUAUAACAAAGGGUCUUAUUAUAUUAACUGUGCAUUCCAUAAGGACUCUGAACUAGAAGGAGCAUCGGCAGAAACCAAGUCCAAAUUUGAAAACUUCAAAACGUAUACUACUUGGAAUAUCUGGCCAGAUGGCAAGUUGAAAGGAUUGGAAGAAUUCGAGGUCAAGUGUAAGCAAUUAUGCAAUAUGAUCAUCGAUAUUGCCGAAGAAGUUGCAAAUAAUUGUGAUGGGUACAUUGCCAAAAACGUUGGAGUAACAAAUUACCAGGCUGGGUUUUUGAAGAGAAUAGUGAAGAAUUCCACCUCUACCAAGGCAAGAUUAUUACACUAUUAUCCUAAGAACGAGGAGCUGGAUGGUAAUGACGAUGAUUGGUGUGGAACCCAUGUUGAUCAUUCGUGUAUCACCGGACUUACCUCUGCCCUUUUCCUCGAUGAGUCCAAAGGAUUAACUCACAAUUUAAGCGGGAGUCCUGAUGCUGAAGCUGGUCUUUACAUUCGUAAUAGACACGAUGAAAUCGUUAAAAUUAACAUUCCCAGUGACUGUUUAGCCUUUCAAACCGGAUCAGCACUACAAGAAAUAUCCAGAGGGAAAUUCAAAGCAGUCCCCCAUUACGUCAAAGGAACUAAAUUAUCAUCAAUUGCAAGAAAUACUUUGGCAGUAUUCUGCCAACCAGAUUUGGACGAACCAGUCAACGACAACGAGAACUUUGCUCAAUUUGCAGAAAGAAUCGUCAUGGGUAACCAUUAA